CUCAACGCCCCCCAUUACCAGGGCAGUUGCGAAAUAGAAUAACGCGAGAGCGACAACGACGACCCCCGCAUCAGAUCUGAAAAAGAGCUUCGUGGAGAAGCGCUUCCCCCCCAACCUCCAUCUCCCUCCUCUUUCUCCCUCUCCUCGCUCUUCGAUCCGUUCGAAGAGAGAUGAAGCUCUUCGAUCGGCUUCCUCCCAUGGAUCACCUCCGAUCGGAGGAGAUGACCCUCGUGCAGCUCAUCAUCCCCGUCGAAUCCGCCCACAGAACCAUCACCUACCUCGGUGAGCUCGGAUUGAUCCAGUUCCGAGACUUGAAUGAAGAUAAGAGUCCUUUCCAGCGAACUUUCGUCAAUCAGGUGAAGAGAUGUGCAGAGAUGUCACGUAAAUUAAGGUUUUUGAGCGAUCAGAUCAACAAGGCGGGGCUCACAUCUUCUCCUCUACCUGCUUUGCAACCAGAUUUCACUUUGGAGGAGCUAGAGGUACAUUUGGGUGAACAUGAGUCUGAGCUUCUAGAAAUGAAUGCAAACAGUGAGAAGCUUCGCCAAUCAUACAAUGAGCUCCUUGAAUUUAAGCUGGUUUUGUUAAAGGCAGGUGGCUUCCUUGCUUCAUCUCACAAUCAUGCAGCUCCAGCUGAGAGAGAGUUAGAUGAAAAUGUAUACUCCAAAGAAGAGGAUGGGGAGACCGCAUCUUUACUGGAGCAGGGUGAGCAGCCUGAGACUUCAAAAUCUGGCUUGAGAUUCAUUAGUGGGAUCAUAUGUAAAUCUAAAGCAUUAACGUUCGAGAGGAUGCUUUUCCGAGCGACGAGGGGCAAUAUGUUCUUUAAUCAAGCACCUGCGGGAGAGCAUGUUGCUGAUCCAGUAUCCGGUGAACUGAUAGAAAAAAUCGUGUUUGUAGUCUUCUUUUCUGGGGAGCAAGCUAAAACAAAAAUAUUAAAAAUUUGUGAUGCAUUUGGGGCAAGUUGCUAUCCUGUUCCAGAGGAUAGUAUUAAGAAGAGGCAAAUAAUUCGAGAGGUCACCUUACGUCUAUCUGAUUUAGAAGCCACUCUGGAUGCUGGAAUACGUCAUAGAAAUAAAGCUCUAGCUUCUAUCGGAUCCCAAUUAUGGAGGUGGAAUAUUGUGGUACGAAAGGAGAAGGCUGUAUAUGAUACGCUGAACAUGCUCAAUUUUGAUGUGACAAAAAAAUGCCUCGUUGGAGAGGGAUGGUGUCCUAUAUUUGCUAAGACUCAGAUCAAGGAUGCCUUGCAGCGUGCGACACUUCAUAGCAAUUCACAAGUGGGCGCAAUAUUACAUGAAAUGGACGCUGUUGAAUCACCACCUACAUAUUUCAAAACAAAUCGGUUUACACAUGCUUUUCAGGAGAUUGUGGAUGCAUAUGGUGUUGCUAGAUAUCAAGAAGCCAAUCCUGCUGUAUAUUCUGUCAUCACGUUUCCAUUUCUUUUUGCUGUUAUGUUUGGAGAUUGGGGUCAUGGAAUAUGUUUGCUGUUGGGAUCUUUGAUGCUUAUCGCUCGCGAGAAGAAACUUGGAUCUCAGAAACUUGGCAGCUUUAUGGAGAUGGCAUUUGGUGGGCGCUAUGUAAUUUUGUUGAUGGCAUUAUUUUCGAUAUAUUGUGGAUUGAUAUAUAAUGAAUUCUUUUCUGUGCCAUUUUACAUAUUCGGCCAAUCUGCAUAUAAAUGUCGGGAUGCCACUUGUAGUGAUGCAAGUACAGCGGGCCUCAUAAAAUACCGCAACCCAUACCCCUUUGGCGUGGACCCCAGAUGGCGAGGGAGUCGCUCUGAGCUACCGUUCUUGAACUCCCUAAAAAUGAAGAUGUCUAUCCUUUUGGGUAUUUCCCAGAUGAACUUAGGGAUCAUAUUAAGCUACUUUGAUGCGAAGUUUCAUGGAAACUCCCUUGAUAUUUUGUAUCAGUUCAUGCCUCAGAUGAUCUUUCUUAACAGCCUUUUUGGUUAUCUUGCACUCCUCAUUAUCAUCAAGUGGUGCACAGGGUCUCAAGCAGAUUUGUAUCAUGUGAUGAUUUAUAUGUUUCUCGAUCCAACAGGGGAUCUCGGUGAAAAUCAGCUGUUUUGGGGUCAGAAACAACUGCAGAUUCUUUUGUUGCUUAUGGCUGUUGCAGCAGUUCCGUGGAUGCUCUUUCCAAAGCCUUUCAUCUUGAGAAAACUUCAUAUGGAGAGAUUUCAAGGUCGGACUUAUGGCUUUCUUGGGACAUCAGAGACGGAUCUUGAUGUUGAACCUGAUUCUGCAAGACUACGCCACCACCACGAGGAUUUCAAUUUCAGCGAGAUAUUUGUGCAUCAGAUGAUACAUUCUAUUGAGUUUGUACUUGGUGCGGUCUCAAACACUGCAUCCUACCUUCGGCUAUGGGCUCUGAGCUUGGCGCAUUCGGAGUUGUCCACAGUUUUUUAUGAGAAGUUGCUACUCCUUGCUUGGGGGUACGAUAACCUUAUCAUAAGGCUAGUUGGGCUUGCGGUUUUUGCCUUUGCUACUGCAUUCAUAUUGCUUAUGAUGGAGACCUUAAGUGCUUUCCUCCAUGCUUUGCGUCUUCAUUGGGUCGAGUUUAUGAGCAAGUUCUACCACGGCGAUGGUUACAAAUUCAGACCCUUCUCAUUCUCUCUUUUAGCCGAUGAGGACGAUUGAUCGAAUCAAGUGCUUCUGCAAAAUCUUUUUUGCUUCUUAGAAUUAUUCGAGUACAGCAGAAGGAAAAUAAGCUUGCGGCAGUUUACUAUUAUUUUUCAGAUGUGAAGCUGUAUAUUGGACAUUGGAGUUCUGAGUCGGCUGUCUCUGCUUCAGUUUCCAGCAAGGGUUUCUGAGGAGAAGUAAAUCAUCAGAUACAGUAGAGAAAAAAAAAGAAUUUUUGUAUAUUUGCGGGCGACAUUUAGGAGAAUGCGCCCGAAUUACUUAUAGGUUAGAGCAUGGAUUGCCUUUUGAUGGGAAGCAGGUCUAAUUUUUUCAACCGAGAUAGAGAUCUAGGUUUUCUUAAAAGUAAUUUCCCCCCCCCUUUUUUUUUCUAAUUUUCUUUUUAAAUUGACUGCUCUUUUACUUGACAAUAUAGAGGGAAAAGAGGCUUUUCUUUUACUAUUCUACUCUUAUGUUCACGCAAUUGUAUUGGACUUGUCAUGACAUAGUGAAUUAAAAAACAUCCAUUCUUCAGUUGCAAUC
Messenger RNA from Ananas comosus (pineapple), 3152 nucleotides. RefSeq names its product V-type proton ATPase subunit a1. The record is from RefSeq and is a predicted model, not a curated record. NCBI's taxonomy places the organism in Eukaryota, Viridiplantae, Streptophyta, Magnoliopsida, Poales, Bromeliaceae. Gene Ontology annotation, cellular component: vacuolar proton-transporting V-type ATPase, V0 domain; vacuolar proton-transporting V-type ATPase complex. Gene Ontology annotation, biological process: proton transmembrane transport; vacuolar acidification. Bases 171 to 2630 code for a protein of 819 amino acids. The transcript is spliced from 18 exons. Gene Ontology annotation, molecular function: ATPase binding; proton-transporting ATPase activity, rotational mechanism.